Messenger RNA from Punctularia strigosozonata HHB-11173 SS5, 582 nucleotides. RefSeq lists its product as uncharacterized. The coding region runs from base 1 to 582 and encodes 193 amino acids. Lineage: Eukaryota; Fungi; Basidiomycota; Agaricomycetes; Corticiales; Punctulariaceae. The record is from RefSeq and is a predicted model, not a curated record. The transcript has 4 exons.
AUGAGCUCACCAACAGGUCUGCCACUGCCUCCAACGGGCGGGAUCUUGACGGUUCGUGAACAUGUUAAUGACAAUAGUGUGUCCUACAGUUGGUUACAGAUCUCCGCCUCGGCCGUGAUCGAAGCAUCUCCAGACAGAGUUUGGGAAACUCUCAUCAACUUGGAGUCAUAUUCGGAAUGGAACCCUUUUGUUCGAUCCGCGGAUGUGUGCAACGCGGCCAAGCACAGAUUAGAUGACCAAACACUCUCAGCGGGCAAGCAUGUAUUGCUGAAAGUGCAUAUGCCUCCCUCUAUGGACGACACACGAUCGUCGCGCAUGACACUUUGCGAGGUCACCCAUGUCGACCACGAGAACAGACGUGUAUGCUGGGGUUCGCACGAGUUACCCAAAUGGGUGUUGUAUAGCGAUCGCUGGCAGUCGGUCAUACCUGCGGAUCCGGAGGGCCGUACAAGCAAGUACGAAACGAGAGAAGUGAUGUACGGGUUUCUGGCGUUUAUCGUCAAACUGUUCUAUACCAAACCGCUUCAGGAAGGCUUCGAUGCCAUGGCGAAGGGCCUUAAGUCGAAGUCCGAGUCCCUUUAG